Molecule: messenger RNA, 2267 nt
Organism: Apodemus sylvaticus (European woodmouse)
Lineage: Eukaryota; Metazoa; Chordata; Mammalia; Rodentia; Muridae
Gene: Cldn4
Product: claudin 4
Exons: 1
Coding region: 686-1318 (210 amino acids)
Biological process (GO): bicellular tight junction assembly; cell adhesion
Cellular component (GO): plasma membrane; bicellular tight junction
Molecular function (GO): structural molecule activity
Source: RefSeq, a predicted model, not a curated record
GUGGAGAUAAAAUUGGUAAGGUAAAAGUAACACUAAUUAAGUCGGGGAUCUUUUGGACAACCCCAGACACUGGCCUCAGAUUCUUCUGUGAAGGGUCUCCAUUCUCCCACGUCCCACGGGAGCCCGGAAUGAGUGGAAUGAGUCUUGGGGACCUCCGCUAAUAGGCUCCGAACCCUGGCGACGCUUGGACUUCCUGUCGCUCCUAGCUGUUCCCACCCGGCGCGCAUCCAGGUGCUCUUGGCUGGUGAUUCAGUGUCUGUGUCCCAGCUGACCUCAGCCUGAGCCUGGGGGCUGGGGGAACAUGGUAGUUUCUUGUGAUACUGUCGGGUGACUCAGGGGCCCAGGACUGGGGCCUCAGAACGCCUUUGUUGGCCCAGGUUCAGGAAUCCAGAGAAACUGGUCGCGAGGGAGGCCUUUGGGGACUGAAACCCCUCCCUCUGCCUCCGCCCCUCCUCCACAGUGUUUUAACUGCGGCACCUGCAGCCUCAGGUCCUGGUCGCAGGUGCCGGGCGGGCGGGAAAGAGCUUCAGUGUUCGCGCUUGGUAGCUUGUGUUCGGGUCUCAGCACCUCCGGCUGGCUUUGUGUUCCCGGGACUCACCGGAAAAAGGCUUUCUCAGCCCUGGGAUUCCAGAGAGAGAGAGAACUUUUUGUGAUCACCGACCUCGACCCCUGCAGAGGCUGAGCGAUGGCGUCCAUGGGGCUGCAGGUGCUGGGGAUCUCCUUGGCGGUGCUGGGCUGGCUGGGAGUCAUCCUGAGUUGUGCGCUGCCCAUGUGGCGGGUGACCGCUUUCAUCGGCAGCAACAUCGUCACGGCGCAGACCAGCUGGGAGGGCCUGUGGAUGAACUGCGUGGUGCAGAGCACCGGCCAGAUGCAGUGCAAGAUGUACGACUCCAUGCUGGCCCUGCCGCAGGACCUGCAGGCCGCCCGAGCCCUUAUGGUGGUUAGCAUCAUCGUGGGAGCUCUGGGGAUGCUCCUCUCCGUGGUCGGGGGCAAGUGCACCAACUGUAUGGAGGACGAGACCGUCAAGGCCAAGAUCAUGAUCACCGCCGGAGCCGUGUUCGUCGUGGCGAGUAUGUUGAUCAUGGUACCCGUAUCCUGGACCGCUCACAACGUCAUCCGCGACUUCUACAACCCUCUGGUGGCUUCCGGGCAGAAGAGGGAGAUGGGGGCCUCGCUUUACAUCGGCUGGGCGGCCUCUGGGCUGCUGCUCCUGGGAGGAGGUCUCCUCUGCUGCAGUUGCCCACCUCGCAGCAACGACAAGCCCUACUCGGCCAAGUACUCCGCCGCCCGCUCUGUCCCCGCCAGCAACUAUGUGUAAGGUGGGCCGCUCUAUGGCCACGUUGCCUUUGUUAUUUUUCUUGGAUUGAGCUCAUAACAGCCUGUGGCCCCUCAGAUUCUCCAGGACCUGCCCUGCUGCUUGCUGGGGACGGGCAAACCCGGACUGUGCCAAGUUACUAGCCCGUAGCUCUUGGGGACCCACCUGCCCCACUCGGACACGAUCUCAAGGCUCCUUACAACGGGCAAGGAUGGAUGUAAAAGUAUUUCCUUGCUGCUUACAUCCAAACUGCUCCUGGCUACGGGGCUGAAGGCAGACGCAGCUGGGAACAGCAGUGGAGGCGGGAGCUGGGUCCUGCUGGCCGGGGUAGCUCAGCUGUGACUUUGGACUCCGGAGUGGAUGUCCUGCUCUGUCCCCCACUCAGCCUACACGUUACUCCAGCGCUACUCUUGCCAUGACGCCCCGCGAUUCCGAGCACUCCUGGUCCUACCUGGAGUCUUGGGGUGCUGAGUGACUGAGUGUGACUGGGGGACCAUGGAGAGCCGGUGGGUUCUGCUAUGGAAUCCUCCCAGUGAUUAGCAAUGACUGAGGCCUUAGCCACCCACACACCGCCGUAAUGAAGUUCUGUGCAGUGGAUGGACGGGUUUGAGGCAAGAAGGGUGGAGGUGGGUUAAACUGGUUUGGGGAGUGCUGGGCCUGGGGACCUAGAAGCAGCCCAGGGUGUCCCCACCCCUUUCCCUUACUGUCUGGCUAAAUGCUCUGAUCUCUUCACCCGCUCCGAAGGACCCUGAGCCUCUCGAGGGGGCCUCCUCUGAAUUCCUGCCCCUUGUCCAUUUCAAGGACACCGGCCAGUCUGCGGAAGGUCCCGGGGUGAUGGCAUUGCACCGGGGAGUCUCCUGGACUCCCUGCCCUCUCUGUGGUUUCUUGUUUUGUAAUUUAAGGUCUGUUCACAGCUGUAAUUAUUAUUUUCUACAAUAAAUGGCACCUGCAU